Messenger RNA from Cucumis melo (muskmelon), 1606 nucleotides. Its product is annotated as E3 ubiquitin-protein ligase DIS1-like. Gene Ontology annotation, biological process: ubiquitin-dependent protein catabolic process; multicellular organism development. The transcript is spliced from 4 exons. The coding region runs from base 422 to 1336 and encodes 304 amino acids. Gene Ontology annotation, molecular function: zinc ion binding; ubiquitin protein ligase activity; protein binding. The record is from RefSeq and is a predicted model, not a curated record. Gene Ontology annotation, cellular component: cytoplasm. Lineage: Eukaryota; Viridiplantae; Streptophyta; Magnoliopsida; Cucurbitales; Cucurbitaceae.
UGUAGCUAUAAUUCGUCAUAUUACUUUUGGACGCUCCUCCCCCUACGUUCCAUGUUGGUCUGUGUACUUUUAACAUCCUGAUUCCUGCCUGUACUUUUAUUCUUCUUAAAGAAAGCGACUUUUUUAUAACAAGCUGUUUAUCUAAACUGGUGAAAACACCCUUCUCUAGAAAUAUUUGUGUUUUUGACGUAUCCUUUUAGAGAAGUGUAUGGAUAUGCUAGGGUCUUCACCUCAUACUGAAAGCCCCUAGAGCUUUACCAGAACCUGUACUAUUAUGGUGAAAACACUCUUCUCGAGAAGGAUUUCUGGAUUUUGACAUGUCUCUCGAGAGAAGUGUCAUUCUAAAAGCCAGAUUUGCUUUAGAUGACAAGCUAUCCGAAUAUGGAAGAUUUUUUAUGGUCAAGGCAUUCUAUUGAUAAAAAUGACAUCUGCAAAUCCUUAUUUUGAUGACAUCCGGAACAAACCUGAGGUUAUCGAUCCUCCCCAAGAUGAUGAUAUGAUGGAUGUUAGUGAAAGUGUGAGUGAUCCUGCUCGAGCUGGAGGAAAACCUAAUGUAGUCUCUAGCAGUGUUCGUGAGCUGUUGGAGUGCCCUGUUUGCUUAAAUGCUAUGUACCCUCCCAUUCAUCAGUGUUCGAAUGGUCACACAUUGUGUUCCGGUUGCAAGCCUAGGGUGCACAACCGGUGUCCAACCUGCAGGCAUGAACUUGGCAAUAUCAGAUGUCUUGCGUUAGAGAAGGUGGCUGCAUCUCUGGAACUUCCAUGUAAAUACCAAACUUUUGGAUGCGUGGGCAUAUACCCAUACUAUAGCAAGCUGAAACACGAAUCUCAGUGUAUAUAUCGACCCUAUAACUGUCCAUAUGCGGGUUCGGAAUGCUCGGUUAUUGGUGACAUUCCAUUUUUGGUAGCCCACCUCAAGGAUGAUCACAAAGUUGACAUGCAUAAUGGAAGCACUUUCAAUCACCGGUAUGUCAAGUCAAAUCCGCAAGAGGUCGAAAAUGCCACCUGGAUGUUAACGGUUUUCAGCUGUUUUGGUCAAUACUUUUGUUUACAUUUCGAAGCUUUCCAGCUCGGAAUGGCACCCGUCUACAUAGCUUUCUUGCGGUUUAUGGGCGACGAUAAUGAAGCAAAGAACUAUAGUUAUAGUCUUGAGGUUGGUGGAAAUGGGAGGAAGAUGGUGUGGCAAGGAGUGCCACGGAGUAUUCGGGACAGUCAUCGGAAGGUCCGAGACAGUUUUGAUGGUCUUAUUAUCCAACGUAAUAUGGCACUCUUCUUCUCGGGAGGAGAUCGGAAAGAAUUGAAACUCAGGGUAACUGGUAGGAUUUGGAAGGAGCAGUAAUAGUCUGUUUCCAAUCACCAAUUUUUUUUUUAUAAUGUUCUAUGUUUAGCUCCUUACUCCUAAGAGAAUGUAAAAGUAGGCUAAUUAGAGAGUGUUAUGAUAUGAUAGGUCUCCAAUUAUGUAAUGUAGUUAUUUUAUUUUUUUAGUUUAAGAAUCAAAGGCAAAAUCUGUUUGCUUGUGGAAAAUCAAAUACAUGAUCUGGACAGCAAAAACAACCUGUGUUCUUACUUCUUCACUGUUGCAAGAGAGAAAGGUGUUCCAUUGUUUUUC